Messenger RNA from Lagopus leucura (white-tailed ptarmigan), 8992 nucleotides. RefSeq names its product Kruppel like factor 7 (gene KLF7). Bases 240 to 1130 code for a protein of 296 amino acids. Gene Ontology annotation, molecular function: DNA-binding transcription factor activity, RNA polymerase II-specific; RNA polymerase II cis-regulatory region sequence-specific DNA binding. The record is from RefSeq and is a predicted model, not a curated record. The transcript has 4 exons. Gene Ontology annotation, biological process: regulation of transcription by RNA polymerase II. NCBI's taxonomy places the organism in Eukaryota, Metazoa, Chordata, Aves, Galliformes, Phasianidae.
GCGCGGCCGCGUCGGCCCGGCCCCGCGUCCCCUCCGCGCUGACAGCCUGCCUCUCCUCUCUUCUUUCUUUUUUUUUUUUUUUUUUUUUUUUUUGAAGUGUGACUGAAACAAAACAAAGCAAAAGGGACGCUGGAUCUAUCAUUGGUUGCUUUUCCUCCUCUUUUUUUUAUGAUCCCAAACACCCCCCUCCAGAGCAAACAAACACACACAAAGCAGAGCAGGGGCCGGCCGGCAGCAGCAUGGAUGUCUUGGCUAGUUAUAGUAUAUUCCAGGAACUGCAGCUUGUCCACGACACCGGCUACUUCUCAGCUUUGCCAUCCUUGGAGGAGAACUGGCAGCAGACAUGCCUCGAGUUGGAGCGAUACCUUCAGACUGAACCACGGAAGAUCUCUGAGAGCUUUGGUGAGGACUUGGACUGCUUCCUUCAUGCCUCCUCAGCUCCAGAUGCAGAGGACAGUAUCCGACGGCUGGAUCCCAUUCUUUUGCCGGUGGAGACGAGUAUGUGUGACAAAAGCGCCAACAUGGACAUUAUCCUCUCACGGGACAAGCUGCUGUCUGAGACGUGCCUCAGCUUGCAGCCCACCAGCUCUUCCACAGAAAGCUACACGGCCGUUAACCAGGCCCAACUCAAUGCAGUAACCUCAUUAACACCCCCUUCCUCUCCGGAGCUCAGCCGCCACCUCGUAAAAACCUCACAGACUCUCUCGGCGGUGGAUGGCACAGUGACUUUGAAAUUGGUGGCCAAGAAAUCUUCCCUCAGCUCCAUGAAAGUGAGUGUAGCGGCAGCAACCGCGGGGACAAUAAAGAGCGGGCAAAGUGACAGUGAACAAGGAGGACCAGGACUGGAAGCAUCUCCAGAAAACAAGAAGAGGGUUCACCGCUGUCAAUUUAAUGGGUGCCGGAAGGUUUAUACAAAGAGCUCCCACCUAAAGGCUCACCAGAGGACUCAUACAGGUGAGAAGCCUUACAAGUGCUCGUGGGAAGGGUGCGAGUGGCGUUUUGCACGGAGCGACGAGCUCACGAGGCAUUACAGAAAGCACACGGGUGCAAAGCCCUUUAAAUGCAACCAUUGUGACAGGUGUUUUUCCAGGUCUGAUCACCUUGCCCUCCACAUGAAGAGGCACAUCUAAGUAUCUGUCAGCUUGGCAUGGAUGACAUCUGAGCUAAGUGUUGUGAGAUGAAGUGGAACUCAAGUUAUAAUGUGCUGCCUUGCAAGAGAAGAGAACUCUAUCACAUGUAACCCUCUGUACAGAGACCACACACUCACACUGUCAUACACCCAGUUAUACUUCAAUACAUCCGUUGGUUCUUUAUGCCUUGCCCCAGCUGGAUGGGAGAAGAUGCAGGCGAGGAAAUGCUGUAGAGGUGAAGUCAAUGAGAAGGAACAAUUGCUUACAGUACUUCGUCUCUCUUGGAUUUGUUUCCUGGUUUUGCCAAUGGAAAACAAAGGAAAUGGAGGAGGCUUCCCUGCAGGUGGACGGCAGUAGGAGGGGCUUAUUUAACUUGCUUCUCAGUGCAACUCAGUAGGAGAAAAUGUCGUCUUGAAGUUGCAUAUUUGUAGCACUAACUUUCUUUUUAAAUAGAUGGGGGGAAAACAAUGACCUAGAAAACCAAAUCCCAGUUUGGUAGCCAAAUUAACCUCGUGGUUCAUUUGUUCUUUGUCUGAGGAUUCCUAAUGUUUAAUGCAUCAGACUUUUCACAGACACUUUGACCUGUCUUGGUUUUUGUUCUUCUUCCUAGAACUGAGCUAUUGAGAUUCAUUUAAGUCAAUACCAGUAGCCUUAAUGGCAGUAGACUGUGGAGUGACACUUGUUACACAAAUAUCCUCUCUUUGGCCUGAGUUUAUGUAGACUUCACGGAGGACUAUAUUUUGGUUUUGUUCUUGUUUUUGUUUUAAUUUUUGUUUUGGCUAUUGCACAACAUAUGCACUAGGGACUCUGGAAGCUGCUGCCAUGAUGGCUAAGUGGCCAAGGGAUAAACUUUGAGAAACAGUAUCUAAUAUCUCUGUAGGCCUCACCUUAUUGCCAUAGCUAGAACUUCUUGUUUAUUUGUUGAAUGAAAACUUUAAAAGCUUAUUUGGAAGCUUAAACCUUUUUUUUCCCUCUUUUCUCUACGAACAAGUGAUCUUCAGAACUCCUUGUCUGCACCUGGAUAUCGGUCUGGGACUGGCCACACAGGCAUGACUACGGGAUUCCUUCCACAUCAUGUGAGCAUGUUAGCCACAACUCACAGUGACUUAGUGAUGAAUUAUGUUGCUUUGUCUCGCAGUUCUUCUAAUAACCAAUUUAAAACAUUAGACUUUUGUUUGCGUAAAGAGCACCUGCAGACAUUUUAAUUUAAACUUGAUGUUUUUCGAACAUCUUACACACUCACAUACAAACAAGCCAAAAAUCCUGCUCCAGUCUCUGAGUGGGAAAUAAAGAACUUCUUCCAAGUACAAUGGCUUCAUUCAGCAUUAGCCUUUUAAAGAAAUUAUGAAAGUCCUCCUUUUCCAUUCAUCAAGUUGAUGCUGUAGCCUGCUCCUAUGUGUAACAGUGUAAACAGUGAAGGAAGGGUUGGGUUUUACGUACAGCAAUGAGACUUUUCUGAAUGAUUGAUCUAAAGUGCUGAUAACCUUGAGGCCCAUUUUGGCCUACUGUGUGAACCAUCAAGGGAAAGUGAAGGUCUCAUGCUCGCCCUUCAGUUCUAUUGGUAAUUUGAUUUUGUUGGGCACAAAGAGGAUUAAAGUCUUUGUUACAAAACAAACAAAAAAGCAUCUUACGGUAACUCAUGUUUGAAACUAUUUGGCGCUGGCCCUGACUCCAAAGACUGCAUUUAGGACCAUAAAGAUGGCUUGUGCAAGCAGGCGUGUGGUCAUUAGAUUGUAUACUUUGUAUGUUCUGGGACCAUCUCUAAAGGAUGACUAAAAAUUAAACAAAAUGGUGCAUGGUCCACAAAUGGUUGCUGCUCUUUUAUACUGUAUUAGCCAGCUGCCCUUCUUUGACUGUUUUGACACAUUGACUGUUAAAUAUUUCCCUUAAUUCAUGUUUUAGGAGUUGAAACUGUGCUCUUGGGGAAAAAGAACAAACAAGAAACUCAAUAGAUGUUUAAGAGCUGUCAUCGGGAUCCUUGGCACUUGAAUUCUCAGAAUUUUGCAACCUUUGGUUCCAGUGAGAGAUUGAAUUUACUCAAAAGAUGCUGGUUUUCCUCACAGUUCUUGCAAAGCACUGUGACUGUCAACUGAAUGCUUUUGGGACAGGAGGGAAAUACAAUGUCUGGCCCGUAUGGCAUGAAAUAUGGACCAAAAUCUAACCAUCUUUUAGGGGCAAUGAUGUAACAUUCAUGAUAAGAGAGGGAGAGAGAGAGAGCAAAAGUGAGUGAGAGGAAAAGAAAGGUAGAAGAAGAGAAAGAAAGAAAAUUGAGUUUAUUCCAAAGAUUUAAAACUAACCAUGCUAUGUAUACGUAUGUGGAGCACUGCUUGCUGACAAUCUUGUAUUUCUCUGCUUCUGUGUUUGCAUACUUUUUAUGACCAUUCCAUCCAGCUGUUCUACUGGGACUGAGGGCCCUAGCAUUCAAUUUGUAUUGGAAUAUAUGGAGCAUCCUGCCAGAUGUCUAAUGGAAACUGAAACCGCAGCUGUGUGAAACCGUAGAACAUCCAGUCAGUGCAUUACAUUAGAAAAAGGUUAACAGAAUCCUAGAAUUUCAUUACUGUAGCAUCCUAAAGUAUAUGCUCUCAAACUCACUGCUAUGGUACUCUUUGGCUGUGAACCUGCAUAAAUAUCUUUCCUUGACCUCUGAACACACCUGCCUUUAGACAUGCUAACAGUAGCCUACAAAUCAUAGUUAUUAAGUGUCAGUUUAAGUACCAGUUAUUCCAGUUUUCAUUUGUGGUCUUGUUGAUGUCUCAUUUAAAUAUGGCAGAACAAGGGCCCCAUGGGAAACAAACAAACAUGCUGAAAUGUAUGAUUAUUUUGUUCUGAAGACAUGCUUACAAUUUAAAUCCUGGGUCUAUCUAGCUAUAAAAACAUAGAAGAAAAGAGGAUAACAGACUUAACCAGAUUUUAGACUUAACAGGCUCUUUCUGCUGCAGGUCUUGAACUCUGAAGCCAAAUUUGGGGCUUUGAGACCAUCUUUUCUGUUUCUUAAGGGAGGUGUUUUUCACAAGUGUGUUGUGUAUUCUGUCUGUCUCUGCACUUCAGUUCUUGGGUUCUCUUUUGCAAGUGUCUUAAUCAUUACUGAAAUUUCAAACCUUAACUUGUAUUUUGUAGGAGUCUCCAUUUUGGAAAGGCACAUUCCAGGAGUCAUUUUUUACAAUGACAGCUUUUCUUUCCUUGCAGAUAUUUCAAGCUGUACACUUCAAACCUGAGUAAUGCAUUAUAGCUAGAUCCUUUUUGGACUGUAUCCCCUUGCUAAAGUUGUACAGAUGUUCUCUAUUUAGAAAUUGUGAGUAGAAAUAGGCUAAUAAGGAAAGGAAAAUCCAUUCUAUAGGUCUUCUUUGGAAGCAAAACCAUAAAUAGAUGAUUUGGUAAUGGCAGAACGGCAGCCAGGUCUUUCUGGCUUUUCUGAAGAAAUUCAAAUGUGAUUUCCAAGGCCGUGGAGCUGUAGAAUGAGAACAAAUUGAGACAAAUAUCACGGAAAAUAGUAUGCAUGGAAGAAAUGUCCCUUUUUGUGAUAGUAAAUAGCAUUUUGGAGCAGAGCAUAGAAUCAAUCAUAGGAGAAUGCAGGUGGGAGGGGAGCUCCAGAGGCCAUCUCGGCCAACCUUUACCUAGAGCUGGGUGCUCAGGGCUGUGUCCAGUCAAUUUUUCAAUGCUACCAAGGAUGGAAAUUUUGCAGCUACUCUGUAUAGGCCGGUCUGGUUUUUGACCACUUAAAUGUUUAAAAACAAACAAAAACGAUUGAAAGAUAAAUCUGUAUGUCAAGUAGGAAUUUCCCAUGUUCCGACUUGUUUGCUGUCUCUUCUACUGUGCACUGAUAUGAAGAGUCUGGCUUCGUUUUCUCCACCAUCUCUGUAGGGUGUUUGUAAACAGCAAUAAGAUCUACCCUUUUCCUAAGAUUUAACUCUGUCCACAGCCUCUGUUCGACUGUCAUGCGCUCUGGCUCCUGAUCUCCUGGGUGGAGCUCUGCUAGACUUGCUUCAGUAUCUCAUUAAUUUUCUUGUAAGGGGAGACCAAAGCUGGACAGAAUAUUCUGGAUGAAGAUGUGCUUUAUAUGUAACAGUGUUGAAAAAUCAUUUUGAAAGUACCAGUAUCAAGAUUUUUCUAAUCAGAUUUACUAAAUUUAUUAAUUAUGUUUAUGGAAAUACAUUUUUUAUACUGCCAGAUUGAGGCCUGGCAAGCAAAAAUCUGUCUUUUCUAACACAAUCAUCACUUUUUUUUAUCUUAAACUGGAAAAAUGUUAUCACUAGUAUCAAACACGGAGACAUAUAUUUUAGUCACUUUUUAGAACAAAGCAACACUUCAGUGCAUCUUUGCGCUGCUGUUUUUUCCCCCUUAGGAGAAAAGCAACCUAAAACAUCAUGGGUAUUUUAUAAAGAGUAGUUUAACAGGUUUAGAGAGUCAGUUAUUUUUCAUUGUCUCAGAAUUUCUCUCUUUCAAGAGCCAGCAUUCAGUCUAGAAAAUUAGUUCACCUGGAUAGACUAGGCAAAGGAACAAAAGAAAUCCUAUUUCCAGGACUGAAAUCCUGCAUUUAUUCAGUGUCUUGGACAAAGCCCUGAGCGUUCUGAUUUAAGUGAACUGUUUUUUAAGUUGAGGGUAAGAUUAACUAACCUCCAGAGGUACCUUCCAACAUUAAUAUUUUUUUUGUUUCUGUGAUUCAUAUCAGAGCCCUCUGUAAUUAAAUGUGUACUGGUUAUAGCUCUUCUUAGUCUUGCUCCGGCAGAGCAAACUGUAGAAUGGGCCUGUAGGAUUUUUCUCAAACUCUGAUAGUUUAAUCCUUAUUACCUUUGUUUCUUCAUGAGGAAGAUGGAAAAAAAAUCUUGAAGCAGCAAAAAACAACUUAGCAAAGCAGUUUGAAGGAAUAUCUUAUCGUGAGAUGUGUCACAGCUGCAGGGACCAACCAAAGAUUGUGGAAACAGAUUUACUAGCCUGGAAGACCCAUGUUAUGUCUCCAAAAUGAUUCCCAGUACCUGAAAUCUCUGCCAACUUUUAUUUCUAUAGAAGUGAAUAAUAAAACCUUUUCUUCCUUUUCCAUUGUUACUUGCCUCAGAUAUUUUGGAUUUGGGUUUGCUGUAUUAUUAAAAUACCACAUUUUCACUUAAUACCCAGAAAACAUUGACCAAACAUGAUCAGACAGAAGAACCUAAAUGCGAGAAAAGCCUCCAGUCCCUUGAUUUUUGGAACUGUUUUACCUUCAGGUCUGAAAAAGGAUAAUCACAAAGGUUGUGGCUAAAAUGGAGUUGGGUAAUUGCAGUGAUUGAGUGUAUUUUAUCUAUGACCUUUUUGAUAUUUACAGAAUCAGGCUUUCUUCUUCAUUUUAUCUGACUUGAGACACUUUGGGCUUUUUUAGCCGUCUCUAACACAAAGGUUCCUCCUAUUUAACAAACUUCAUUUGUCUGUGUACAGAAGAGGUCAUAAUUGGUGCUUUUGGCAAAACUGAUGAAAGUCCAACUGUCUUAAGGGUUUCCUUUUGUCUCUCUUUUCCUUAAGGUAUCAAAAUCUUUAAAUUUAGAAAAAAAAAAAAAAAGAGGAUCAUUUUUACGUAAUUUAAUGUUACCUGGUUAGCAUCCAGUUAAUCAAGGGCUUUUAUUCUUGGUUUUAUUCAGGACAUAGCACAUCUAGACAUUCCAUCUAGCAAGACUGUUUUUUAGCUUUUGUAUUUCUAGGUGACGCCUUUAACCCAACACUUUUUGAAGUACUUUUUGCUGAUUUCAGAUAGAGUUGCACUUGCAAAGGUCAUCGCAUAUCAAGAACAAUAACAGUGCUUGACUAACUCUGUGGUUUUGGCUUGAAAAGUAAAAAUUAUUUCCUCCCAAGAUUUUACAGAUGCUCAUAGACAAAUCUUGCCUGUCUUUCAUGCACAUAAAGUCUACACCUUAUUGAAUGAUUAUUUCCAGAUCACGCCUGGAUACUUUUCUUCCUUGUGGCACGUUUGCAUCUGUUUUUGUUGAUAGUUUAGAGUCAGUUACUGCAGUCUUCCUCCUCCACAGAUCUACACUGGCUUCAACAGCAAGAUUUAGCAUCACAAGAACCGAAGGGCCUGUCCUACUGGGUUUUAAGAUCUGUCUCAUAAAGCUGAGACUUUCCUCCUCCCUUAGAGGAAGAGGUCCAAGACAUACUUGUACUAUAUAAGUUAUAUAUAUAAUGAUGUAGUUGUAUAUAUAAGUUAUAUAUAUAAAAAUGUGGAGAUGGUGGGGUAGGCUGCCUUUAUCACCUCAAAGAUGAGUUUCCCUACCAGAAAGCUUUCAAAUGCAGGUGUCAUUUUCAAACAGGGUUUUGUAGUUUUCCUUAUGCUUGUUAAUGGUAUUUUUGGUGUGAUAAUUGAAGUGGAAACUCUUCACAAUUUUCCAAAUGAAAGCUUUGAUGAUUUUUUUUAAGUGCUUUGGUCCUGACUUCUAUAUACUGCCAGAAAACAGGUUCUCUAUCUCUGUGUGUGGCAGUACAACAGUCUACUGUAUACACCUACACAGAAGAGGAAACUGAGCUACUGAUUUACAGUGUGUAGUAGCCAACCGUGCCUAUUGCUUUGAUUUAGGGAGGGCACCUACUAUUGUCACUGCAUUUUAGGAAUCAUUUCAGCUUUUGUAGGAAAGUUUUCAACGAUUCGGGGAAAUACAUGUUGCUGUGUACUGUGAAUGAUAGGCUGCAAACUGGGGAUUGGGAGGGGAGGUAGGAAGGGAGGGAGAUGUGGGCUUAGCAUGUACACACUGAAAAUGAACUAGAAUGGACAGAAAGGUGACAAUUUUAGCCUUUAUUACUGGGCUUCUUCGGGAAAUAAAAAAAGCUAAUUUGCAGUCCCUGAAAGGCCUGUUGGCUGAAGGGUUGAUCUUUAUGUUUUGGAACAUGCAUUUUCCUAUCUCACUGUAUUUUAAAAACCAGGCCUGUCAGAAUCUGGAAGUAGAUCAAAACACUGGUUUGCACACUGCUUUGUUACCAAGGCCAUGUCUCUACCGGGGAAGUUGCUCUAUAUUGAAACAUCAGUCUAGUUAAGAUCACUUUGUAGACGUACCCAGUACUCGUUUGCCUAGACUGUAUUUGCAUUGGCAUCUUAUGCAGUUAAGCAAAAGUGUAAGAAACGAUUAAACCAGUUAAGAUACAAGAAGGUUCUUGCACCAGUUUAAGUGUAUGGUUUUGUAGUCGCUGCAUAUAAACCAUGACAGCUUUUCUCUUAGAAACAAGGCCUUAGUUUUGCAUGUCUGCUCAUCUGAAUUGGAAAAAUAAUAAUGCAGGCUGUGAAUUUUUUUAUUGCUUUGCAAAAUGGCCUGUGUUCUUACUUAUCCUUUAAAACCUUUCUUUCUCUCUACUUCACAUUAGAUUUUUGUUUGGGGGAUUUUUUUUAGUAACAACAAUAAAAAGUAUGAAUGCUCCUGAUUUAAAAAUAAAUAAAUAUAUAUAUAUAUUGCUUGAAGGACUUUCAUUUUGCACUAUAUUUUUUCUUUUACCAGAUGUGUCUGACAAGUGCAUUUUGGAGAUGCCCUCGGUCACGUUCUCUCAGGCCAACUCUGGUAUUUCUAAUAUAUCACAGAAGUACCCAAUCUUGUAGCCCUCAGUUCUGCCUUUUUUUGACAUUUUAUUUUUUUUAGGCUUUUUAUAUAUAUAUAUAUAUAUAUUACUUUGUCAGUUUUUUUGCUGUACAAAAGUCUUAAGAUUUAAAAAUAUUAUUUGUAUUAUAUGAUGGUGGUAUGUUAAUGUUACAAAAUUAUUAAUGAAGAAAAAAUUUAUUUUUGUUACUGGUCUGUUUCAUAAUUCUUUUUUAAAUUGGUAUAUUGUAAGAUAUCUAUGCAAAAAUGUUAUGUGACGCAUUUUUAUUUAAGAAUGUAAUAUGUGUAAUAAACAGUAGAAUGUGUUUGGCCCAACAA